Volvox carteri f. nagariensis is the source of this 420-nucleotide messenger RNA. RefSeq lists its product as uncharacterized. The record is from RefSeq and is a predicted model, not a curated record. Bases 1 to 420 code for a protein of 139 amino acids. NCBI's taxonomy places the organism in Eukaryota, Viridiplantae, Chlorophyta, Chlorophyceae, Chlamydomonadales, Volvocaceae. The transcript is spliced from 3 exons.
AUGCCAACGCACGUGCCAGCGCUGGCGGCGCCGGCGGAGGCACCGACGUCAGCGGAGGAUGGCGUGCAGGCUUCUAUGCCUUGUACGGCAAUUACGUCGCCGCUGGCGGCCGAGCAAGUCGGCGACGGCAUCCCUGUCGUCGCCGCUGUCGCAGCUACUGCUGCUAACGGCGCCUGCAGGAUAUUCUUCGCCAAGUACCGUUUCGGCCGGAGAGAUGGCUUUGGGGGAACAGGGAAAUCGCUACAGGCCGCUGGGCAGGAAGCUGCCGGAGCGGCCUCCAAGGUUUCGGAAGAAAGCAGUUGCAAGGCGGGUGGCGGCGAGUUUUGCGGCGAGGCCUCAGAGCUUCCCGAGCCGUGGCCAUGCUCGCCAGAUUUCCUUGACCGUUUGCUGCGCGAGUCAAGGUUUCUGAGCGCCACAUGA